Molecule: messenger RNA, 1877 nt
Organism: Amphiprion ocellaris (clown anemonefish)
Lineage: Eukaryota; Metazoa; Chordata; Actinopteri; Pomacentridae
Gene: ogfod2
Product: 2-oxoglutarate and iron-dependent oxygenase domain containing 2
Exons: 7
Coding region: 73-1122 (349 amino acids)
Molecular function (GO): oxidoreductase activity, acting on paired donors, with incorporation or reduction of molecular oxygen; L-ascorbic acid binding; iron ion binding
Source: RefSeq, a predicted model, not a curated record
UGUUCGUAUCUGACUGACCCCAGCUGACAGUUUCUGUGUUUUACUCAGGUAUCUCCUUCUAAACUGUCAGUAAUGGCAAACGAGGCGGACAGAAGGUGUCAGUUUUAUGUGUGUAAGUGCUUCACCACUGAUAAUAUUUUCCUGGAGGACUACCGGCUCCAUGUCCGUUUCGUGUCGGAGCAGCAGCUCAGACUGGACUACCACAUACUGCUGAAGAAGCUCGGCUGCGACACAGAGGAGCAGUUUGAGGAUGUUCUCAACAAGAUUUUGCAGGAAGUGGACAGGCGAAGGCGACUCAGUGUGACAUCUGCUGAGAGGGCUGCUGCUAUAAAAGACAUGUACCAGCCUCUCCAUCCUCAUGUGUACUAUCUGCAGGAGUCCUACCUCUCUACCAAGCUCAAGCAGAUUGUUGAGUACUGUCGAAGCAGUGGUGCCACUGAAGAUGGUCUCUCAGACUUGUUGGAGGAAGAGGCAGCCCCAAGGGUGUAUCACUUCCCUGUGUUUGAGAAAAGCUUCUGUGAGGAGCUGGUGGAGGAGAUGGAGCACUUUGAGCAGUCUUCAGCCCCUAAAGGAAGACCCAAUACCAUGAACCACUAUGGGAUUCUCCUCAAUGAGCUGGGCUUUGACGAGGGUUUCAUCACACCUCUCCGUGAGCAGUACCUGCAGCCGCUCACCUCCCUGCUGUACCCGGACUGUGGGGGGCGCUGUCUGGACAGCCACAAGGCCUUCGUUGUUAAAUAUGACAUGAAUGAAGACCUGGACUUGAGCUACCACUACGACAAUGCAGAGGUCACUCUAAAUGUUUCACUGGGAAAGGACUUCACUGAGGGGAACCUCUAUUUUGGUGAUAUGAGACAGGUACCAGUAAGUGAGACAGAGUGCUCAGAGGUUGAACACCGGGUGACUGAGGGCCUCCUCCACCGGGGCCAACACAUGCACGGGGCCCUGCCCAUCUCCUCCGGGGUGCGCUGGAACCUCAUAAUUUGGAUGAGAGCCUCUCAAGAACGCAACAAGCUGUGCCCCAUGUGCAACAGGAAGCCGUCGCUGGAGGAAGGAGAGGGCUUCGCUGACGGCUUCACCAAACAGUCCAAAGAUAUAAACACUUCAUGUGUGUUGACGUGAUGAAUCUAGCUGUUAUGUUCUCCUUAACGACUGGACUGGGUGAUUGUAGGAAUUAGACUGAAUUUCAUCGAAUGGCACAUUUUGACUAUUCCAAAUUGGAAUGUUUAAUAUUUAUUUGUACAAUAAAUGAUUAUAAAGGAUUUACAGUUCUAGGUUUUAGACAUUCAAAUAAAUGUCCCAUUUUAACACAAUAACUCCACACAAUAAGGUCAGAAUCCAUAGUAUUCAUCCAACGUGUCAGAUCAAUGCAUCUCUAUAAAAACUGCAGUACAUCAUCUUUUCCCACAGCAGUUUAUCUGUCAGUGGUUGUUGGCAUCUGUCUUUGCCCAUGAAUCUAGAAACUGACACUGCCGAUAUUCAACCAGUACUGUAGUGUUUUGCUAUUGACUACUGUGUUGACUAUUUUUGCAAAAUGUGAUUUAUCAGUGCUUUGGAUCAGGAAGAAUGAAUGUGAUCGCUUAUUUAGCAUGAAAUGAAUUUGCCAAACUAUCGAUUUCUAAGUUGCCAUACAUGUACAGAAAAAAAUUCACUCAUAGUUUGUAAUAAUGGAAGUUUAAUGAAACAAAUUCUGCCAGUUCAUGAAUAUCCUUUCUGUGUGCAGUUCUCGUUAUUGUCUUAUAUGUAGUGCUGUGGUUAAUCAUGUUUUCAUACAGAGUCUUUGGAGGUAGAAACACAAUAUGAGUCUGUCAGCUACAUCCUACAAAAUACAUGGAUGUUUUUCAGAGACAUUAAAACAUCAGGGCCUUUUGGUUGUU